This is a messenger RNA of Eutrema salsugineum, 1861 nucleotides long. RefSeq names its product U6 small nuclear RNA (adenine-(43)-N(6))-methyltransferase. Gene Ontology annotation, molecular function: 23S rRNA (adenine(1618)-N(6))-methyltransferase activity. Gene Ontology annotation, cellular component: nucleus. Bases 108 to 1577 code for a protein of 489 amino acids. Lineage: Eukaryota; Viridiplantae; Streptophyta; Magnoliopsida; Brassicales; Brassicaceae. Gene Ontology annotation, biological process: rRNA base methylation. The transcript has 10 exons. The record is from RefSeq and is a predicted model, not a curated record.
UUUAUAUAUUGUUCCCCAUCUCCCGCCGAAUUGUUUAGGCUUUACUUCUCUCGCUCAAUUUCGUAACCACAUCAGCUUCUUACUCGCAGUUCACCGGCGGCUUAGGGAUGGGGAAGGGGAAGAAGAGAGCUAGGUCAGGACCACCUGGUUCCACCAACCAUCCCAGCAACAGAUACUCCGACAACCCACCGGACUUCGCUGUCUUGGCCUCUCUUUACCCUUCUUUCAAGCCCUUUGUUUUCUUCUCCGGUGCUCGUCCCCGCAUCGACUGGACCGAUUACAACGCCACCCGCGAGCUCACUCGUAUCCUCCUUCUCCACGACCAUUCCCUCAACUGGUGGAUUCCGGACGGACAGCUCUGCCCGACUGUUCCUAAUAGAUCCAACUACAUCCAUUGGAUCAAUGAUCUUUUGUCCUCUGAGAUCAUUCCAAGUUGUUCUGGAAGCAAAGUUAAGGGCUUUGACAUUGGUACAGGGGCCAAUUGCAUCUAUCCCCUCCUCGGUGCAUCCCUUUUUGGUUGGAUUUUUGUCGCCUCAGAUGUUACUGCCGUAGCUCUAGAAUGGGCUGCCAAGAAUGUUCAAAGUAAUCCCCAUAUUUCAGACCUAAUCGAGAUCAGAGACUCCAAACCUCUUCCAGAUCAUUCCUCUGAGUCCCAUGUCCCCGAGGUUGUAGAUAGAGAGAGUCAGAAGCACUCUAGUCAAACGAUACCUGCAGAAGAAACCACCACGCUUCACUCUGAUUCUCUUGAUGAUGUCAACAAGAGCUAUAUGGGACCACCCAUACUCCUUGGCGUUGUCAAGGAAAAUGAAACAUUCGACUUCUGUAUGUCCAAUCCUCCCUUUUUUGAGACCUUUGGGGAAGCAGGCCUUAACCCUAAAACUUCAUGCGGUGGAACUCCUGAGGAGAUGGUUUGCAAUGGUGGGGAGCAAGCUUUUGUGACCCGUAUUAUCCAAGAUAGCAUUAUACUGAGGCAAAGAUUCAGGUGGUACACUUCAAUGCUUGGAAAGAAGGCUAACCUCAAACUCUUGAUAUCUAAGCUUUGGGAAGUAGGGGUGACAGUUGUAAAGACCACUGAAUUUGUCCAAGGCCAAACAUCCCGUUGGGGCCUCGCUUGGUCCUUCAUACCCACAGCUAGGAAGAUUAUAUCACCUCCUGUAGCCAAAAAGAGCAUUUCUUCAUUUAUGCUUGAGGGCAUUACACGGCAGUACAGUGCUGCAGAUGUGCUGCAAUCAGUUGAAGAAUUCUUCAAGAGCUGUGGUGCCUCGUGCAAAUUAAACUCAUCCACAUUUUCUGUUGACAUUGUUGCGUCCAGUGACCAGUGCAACAUAAUAUCAAAGAAUGGCAUCAGAGAUGUGGAAACUGUAAGAAGCCACGGAUAUGAAAAACAGUCCCUGGAUAGCUCCAGUUUGCAAGUCCCUGAAGAUAACCUAUCUUUCCGCAUCUUGGUGUUCCAGCAGAUGCCAGGAACUUUGCUUAUAAAAGGAUCAUUACAGCAGAAAGAUAGUCCCCUCUCAGGAUUGUUCUCAGUUGUUUUCUGUUCGUUGGAAGAAAGUAUGAAGUCCAAAUUUUGCCGGUAACCAGUUUCAGGGUAAAAUGAUACAAUUCCUCCCAACAGAGCAAGCAGAAAUCUAUCAUCGAAUUUUGUUGUGGAUAAAAAGUGUUGUUGCAUAGCAGAGCGCUCGUGUUUGUCAACUGCAUAUAUUAACUAGAACCAAGACUUGAAAAGGCCUACCUUGCCGGGAAAGCUACACAUAGCCAAGUUGGAUCACCCAAAAGUAGUUAAGGAGAGAGAGAGAGAGGGGGUUCUUCACUUCACGGGAUAAAGCAAGCUACUUUUGCUUUUCUCUCCAGUUUCUCUAUU